Emericellopsis cladophorae is the source of this 1833-nucleotide messenger RNA. RefSeq names its product putative WD repeat-containing protein. The transcript is spliced from 5 exons. The coding region runs from base 1 to 1833 and encodes 610 amino acids. Gene Ontology annotation, cellular component: GID complex. Lineage: Eukaryota; Fungi; Ascomycota; Sordariomycetes; Hypocreales; Bionectriaceae. Gene Ontology annotation, molecular function: protein binding. Gene Ontology annotation, biological process: proteasome-mediated ubiquitin-dependent protein catabolic process. The record is from RefSeq and is a predicted model, not a curated record.
AUGCUCGAGUACCGGCCGCAUCCGAACGCUUGCCCUGACCCUUCCUCUCAACCCGCUGCCGAGCUUGUUGACCCCGGGGAGCCUCUGUCGAGCGAGAGUGUUCCGAUCCCGCCCAGCACCCGCCUCCCAGCGAACCGAGCUGCAACCGCGAACAUAGCAUCUUCCACCGGUCAAGACGCUCCUGACGUGACCCAGCCUUCGCGGCAGGUCGCCGGGCUUAGACGACGACGAGCACCCGACGACGAGGGCGACCACCGCGGCACCGAGGAUUCCCGCACAGGCAGCCCCCCCAAGCGUCGCCGCCAUUCCAAAGAUCGGACAGACGCCAUGCUGGGCGAUGACGAUGCAGCAAUGCCGGCUAAUGGCGACUUUGCAGCUCAUCCCCGACCGCGGGCGACUAAGGGUAUCCUCAACGGCUCCGGAGCGGCAAACACAGCGCUAAACGGCGCUUCCGCCGCCGCCACCAGCUCUAACGGCGUCAAGGGGGGGCCGGAGCGUCACCACAGGCCUUCCAAGUACCACGGUCACGAUGCGGAAGAGGUCACGCGGCUCAUCAUCCAGGCCCUGGAUGACAUGGGGUACACAGAGGCGGCAGCCGACGUCAGCCGAACCAGCGGCUUCCAGCUGGAGAGCCCAACUGUUUCAAACCUCAAGAGCGCCAUUCUGGACGGGCUCUGGGAUGAGGCUGACGAGCUGCUGGAAGGUGCCGCAGACACGGAUGGGGCUGACGGUGACGGGAAUGGACUUCUUCUCGCGAAAGGCGCUGACCGCAAGAUGAUGAGGUUCCGCCUCAAGAAGCAGAAAUACCUCGAGCUCCUCGAAGCCGGAGACACACCCGGGGCCUUGCAUACUCUUCGUUCCGAGCUGACACCCUUGUCCAGCAACAUUACUACCACAAACUUCCUUUCGAGCCUGCUUUUGACCACGUCAGCAGACGAACUGAGGAGCAGGGCUCAGUGGGACGGUGCUAAGGCUACGUCGCGGAGCGAGCUACUCUCCAACAUUUGCACUCGAGAGGCGGCGAGAGGCUACGAAGGUUUCGGUAACAUUGCCUGGAGCCCUGACAGCAGUAAGCUAGCCAUUUGCUUACAGGACAAGCACUUGCGUGUCUACAGAUUGGCGGAUGGCGCUUCCAUCCUCCAGACAAGGAGGUACAAUGAGCCAGUCAGCAGUUGUGUCUGGUCGCUCGAUGGCAAGUCCCUUGUGGUGGGAACUCUGGAUCCCGCCGCUAGUAUCGUUACCGUCGAACUGGAGGGUUCACGUGAAUCAAACUGGAAUCGGCGCGACCUUCGCGUCCAAGACAUGUGUGGCUCGCCUGACGGGCGCUGGAUCGUUGCUAUGGACGACAAGCGCAGCAUACACGUUUUCAACGCCGCGACCCGAGAGCAAGACUACCAGCUGGAUCUGAAAGGUCACCCGGGCUCGGUAUGUGUCUGUGCGGACUCGAGACAUCUCCUGGUGAACAUGACGGGCGGAGGGGAGGCACAACUCAUCGACCUGUACACUAGCACGGUCGUGCAGAAGUACAAAGGACACACGCUCGCCGACGAAUACAUAGUGCGGAGCACGCUCGGCGGUGCGCACGAGAGUUUCGUCUUGAGUGGUAGCGAGGACGGAUACGUAUACAUCUGGCACAAGGAACUCGGGGAGCUCGUCGAGUCCAUUCCCGGCCACGCGAAGCGGAGCAAUUCCGUGGCGUGGAAGCCUGAUGAUCCAAGCAUGUUCGCAUCAUGCAGUGACGACGGGAGGGUCAAGAUUUGGGCGGAUGCGACCCGGGCAGCUGCCCUCCGACAAGGCGAGCCCUACAGCGGGAUACCUCGACCAGAGACCUAG